Anolis sagrei ordinatus is the source of this 8787-nucleotide messenger RNA. RefSeq names its product regulating synaptic membrane exocytosis 2 (gene RIMS2). Gene Ontology annotation, molecular function: small GTPase binding; transmembrane transporter binding. The record is from RefSeq and is a predicted model, not a curated record. Gene Ontology annotation, biological process: regulation of synaptic plasticity; positive regulation of synaptic transmission; regulation of membrane potential. NCBI's taxonomy places the organism in Eukaryota, Metazoa, Chordata, Lepidosauria, Squamata, Anolidae. Gene Ontology annotation, cellular component: presynaptic membrane; cytoskeleton of presynaptic active zone.
UAGGAAGAGAGAGGGAGAGAGGGAGAGAAGGGGGUCUGGGUGGAUGCGUGGACCUGAAGGCCGGGCCGUGGCGGGGAGAGCGAGCCUUCCUUCCCUGCCGCUUUCCCGCCUCCCGCGGGGCAUUCAUUAGACUGCCGAUUGAUUAAAAGCGGGGAUCGAUUUGUAUGUAUUUCACCCAGCGCCGGGGGCGGCUGCUGCUGCUGCUGCUGCUGUUGGUCCUCUUGCUGCUGCUCCUGCCACCGCCGCCGCCGCCUGAGUGUUUUCCAACCUAAGGAGCAUUGUGGCUGGGAAGCUGCUGCUGCUCCUUCCUCCUCCUCUUCCUCUUCCCAAAAUGUCGGCCCCCGCUGGGCCCCGCGGCGGCCCUGCGCCCCCCGCGCCGCCGCCUCCUCCUCCUCCUCCGUCCGAGAUGCCCGACCUCAGCCACCUCACCGAGGAGGAGAGGAAGAUCAUCCAGGCCGUCAUGGACCGCCAGAAGAAGGAAGAAGAGAAGGAGCAAUCCGUGCUCAAGGUCAAAGAAGAACAAAAACCACAAGGGACACAGUGGUUUCCCUUUAGUGGAAUCACUGAGCUGGUAAAUAACGUUCUUCAGCCACAGCAAAAACAACAAAAUGAAAAGGAGCCCCAGACGAAAUUACAUCAGCAGUUUGAAAUGUAUAAAGAACAAGUGAAAAAGAUGGGUGAAGAAUCACAGCACCAACAGGAGCAGAAGGGUGAUGCUCCAACCUGUGGUAUCUGUCACAAAACAAAAUUUGCCGACGGCUGUGGCCAUAAUUGUUCAUAUUGCCAAACUAAAUUCUGUGCACGUUGUGGAGGAAGAGUGUCUUUACGCUCAAACAAGGAGGAUAAAGUGGUAAUGUGGGUAUGUAACUCGUGCCGAAAACAACAAGAAAUCCUCACAAAAUCCGGAGCCUGGUUUUAUAAUAGUGGAACGAACACACCGCAGAAGUCUGAUCAAGACGUUUUUAGAGGACUGCGGAACGAAGAAGCACCUCAGGAGAAAAAAGCAAAGCUGCAAGAGCAAUCCAUAUCAGCAUUGGAACGAGGUAGAUCUCAAGGGCUCACAAGGCAAGAGUCCAUAAACGGAUCGGGAGGAAAGGUGGCAGGUGACACAGCAGAUAGAAAAAGAAGCCCAUCGAUAUCCAGAGAUCAAAACAGAAGGUUCAACCAGUUGGAGGAGAGAGACGACUAUUCACAGUAUGCAACAUCAGACAGUGCAAUGCCAAGAUCACCAUCAGAUUAUGCAGACAGACGAUUACAGCAUGGCUCUCAAUUAUAUGAAGAACCUGAACUUGAUGAUUACAGGGAUUCCAACAGGAGAAGUCGCAGGCAUUCAAGAGAAUAUCCUUUAGAAGAAGAUGAAAUACAAAAUAGAGAGGAUUAUGAGAGGCAGCGGCGGGAAGAAGAGUACCAAGCUCGGUACCGGAGUGAUCCUAAUUUGGCUCGUUAUCCUGUCAAACCACAACCAUAUGAGGAACAAAUGCGUAUUCAUGCUGAAGUGUCUCGAGCACGCCAUGAACGAAGGCACAGUGAUGUGUCUUUGGCAAAUACUGAAUUGGAGGAUUCCCGGCUAUCGAUGAUGAGAAUGGAGCGGCCAUCAAGGCAAAGGUCUGCAUCUGAACGCAGAGCUGCCAUGGACCAACGUUCAUAUUCAAUGGAAAGAACUCAGGGACUAAGUCCCAAUCGGCAGAGGACCACAAAUCACAGUCCUCCAACUCCUAGGAGGAGUCCAAUUCCUUUUGAUAGGCCGGAAAUGAGGCGGACUGAUUCAUUAAGGAAACAGCACCAUUUGGAUCCCAGUUCAGCUGUCCGAAAAACAAAACGUGAAAAAAUGGAAACCAUGUUAAGGAAUGAUUCGUUAAGUUCAGACCAGUCGGAAUCAGUUAGGCCUCCUCCACCAAAACCUCAUAAAACAAAAAAGGGUGGUAAAAUGCGUCAAGUGUCACUAAGCAGUUCUGAAGAAGAGUUGGCUUCUACUCCAGAAUAUACCAGCUGUGAUGAUGUAGAAAUUGAAAGUGAAAGUGUUAGUGAGAAAGUCUCUCAUUUUUUCACAGGGGACAGUCAAAGGGGAAAAAGAAAAACUAGUGAGCAGGCAGUUUUAUCGGACUCUAACACCUUAUCUGAAAGACAAAAGAAAAUGGUGUAUUUUGGUGGCCACUCUUUGGAAGAGGACUUGGAAUGGUCUGAGCCUCAGAUUAAAGACUCUGGGGUAGACACCUGUAGUAGCACAACUCUAAAUGAGGAGCAUAGCCAUAGUGAAAAGCAUCCUGUAACCUGGCAGCCAUCCAAAGAUGGAGAUCGUUUAAUAGGUCGGAUUUUGUUAAACAAACGACUAAAAGAUGGAAGUGUGCCUAGAGAUUCCGGUGCAAUGCUUGGAUUGAAGGUUGUUGGAGGAAAAAUGACUGAAUCAGGUCGGUUGUGUGCAUUUAUCACCAAAGUGAAAAAAGGAAGCUUAGCAGAUACAGUGGGACAUCUUAGGCCAGGUGAUGAAGUAUUAGAAUGGAAUGGAAGGCUUUUGCAAGGAGCCACAUUUGAAGAAGUGUACAACAUCAUUUUAGAAUCCAAACCAGAGCCACAAGUGGAACUUGUAGUUUCGAGGCCAAUUGGGGAUAUUCCCAGGAUACCUGAUAGUACUCAUGCACAGUUGGAGUCCAGUUCUAGCUCAUUUGAAUCUCAAAAAAUGGACCGACCUUCUAUUUCAGUCACUUCUCCCAUGAGUCCUGGCAUGUUGAGGGAUGUUCCACAGUUCUUAUCUGGACAACUUUCAAGCCAAAGCCUUAGUAGAAGAACAGCGCCUUUUGUUCCUAGGGUUCAGAUAAAACUGUGGUAUGACAAGGUUGGUCAUCAAUUGAUAGUCACAAUUUUGGGAGCAAAGGAUCUUCCUUCAAGGGAAGAUGGGAGGCCAAGAAAUCCUUAUGUUAAAAUUUACUUUCUUCCUGACAGAAGUGAUAAGAAUAAAAGAAGAACAAAAACAGUAAAGAAAACUUUGGAACCAAAAUGGAACCAAACAUUUAUUUAUUCUCCAGUUCAUCGGAGGGAAUUUAGAGAACGAAUGUUGGAAAUUACUCUUUGGGACCAAGCGCGGGUUCGUGAGGAAGAAAGUGAAUUUUUGGGAGAGAUUCUAAUUGAAUUAGAGACAGCACUGCUAGAUGAUGAGCCCCACUGGUACAAACUCCAGACGCACGAUGUCUCUUCAUUGCCACUUCCCCACCCUUCACCAUAUUUGCCACGCCGACAGCUUCAUGGGGAGAGUCCCACACGAAGGUUGCAAAAUAAAGGCUUUUAUUCAUAUAAUUCAGGAUCCAAACGAAUCAGUGAUAGCGAAGUCUCAGACUAUGAUUGUGAUGAUGGAAUAGGAGUAGUGUCAGAUUACCGACAAAAUGGAAGAGACCUCCAAAGCUCAACACUAUCAGUGCCAGAACAAGUGAUGUCAUCCAAUCACUGCUCUCGGUCAGGGUCCCCUCACCGUGGAGAUAGUAUAGGAAGGACUAGGUCAUGGUCUCCCAGUGUCCCUCCAGUACAAAGUAGGAAUGUGGAACAGGGGUCUCGAGGGCCUCGAUCUACUCCUGCACAUUACAAUACCAUGAAUCGAAUGGAUAGACAUCGAAUAAUGGAUGACCACGGCUCCCCAGACAGAGAGAGUCAUUAUCUCACUCUGCCUUGGUCCCAUCACACUCAAUCCAUUGACUACCAUCAUAGAGAUGCCAGCAAGGAUCACUCAAUGUAUCCUAUCUUUUGUGAAGAUGCAGUCAGAUUACUUCGAUCCCGUAUGAAGUGCCGUACCUAUUCUGAGGGUGCUUACUAUGAAUUUGAGAGGAGGAGUAGGAAGGAAGGAAGAGUGCCUAAUGCAUAUUUUGAUGACACUGAUAUUUCCCCUACUCCUGAAAGGUAUUACAAUGGUGCAAGUUCAUGGGCAGAUCAUGUAGUCAAUGGUUCAGCUGAAAACUACGGGAAUUGGGAACCUAGACUACCAUAUCAAAGAUCCAGAUCCACAGAACAGCGUCCUGUGCUAGAACGGCCCAGCCCCCGCUCCCGCUCCACUGAACGUCCUGACUCAAACCUCAUGAGAUCGAUGCCUUCAUUAAUGACGGGAAGAUCUGCCCCUCCCUCACCUGCCUUAUCGAGGUCACAUGCUCGUAUGGGGUCUGUCCAAACAAGCCCAUCAAGUACCCCAGUAGCAGGACGCAGGGGUAGACAAUUGCCACAACUCCCACCAAAGGGGACACUGGAGAGAAAAGUUACAUGGGAAGACCAGCAGGAAAAGGUGAAUGGUACAAUAGCUGAUGACAAAUCAUUCCCGAGAAAGAAACAUCAUACUCAGCCAGAAGAAGUGGACUCAUCACGAAGGAGAAACCCAGUGCCAGAGAAUGGGGAUGAAGGUGCUAUGGAUAUAGAAGAGAGAAAUCGCCAAAUGAAUAUGAACAAGUAUAAACAGGUAGCAGGAUCAGACUCCAGGCUGGAGCAAGAUUAUCAUUCUAAGUAUCGAUCAGGACGGGAUCCUCAACGAGGCUCUGACAACAUCUCCACCAAGUCUUCUGACAGCGAUGUCAGUGAUGUCUCAGCAGUGUCGAGGACCAGUAGUGCUUCCCGUUUCAGCAGCACAAGCUAUAUGUCUGUGCAGUCAGAAAGACCCAGAGGGAACAAGAAGAUUAGAAGAUCAAAAGAGGGAGGGGAGGAAGGGGAUGGGGAGGUAUUCCCAGAAGAGGAAGAGGAGAAUCAGGAGCUUGAGAAAGAGGCGAAGGAUGAACAAGUAGAUGAAAAGGGGGAAGGGGAAGAGGUGGCAGAGAACUGUGAUAAGAAGGAAUGCAAAGAACCAGAAGAGAAUGAAGGGGCCCAAGAUGAACAAACUGAGGAAGGGGCAGAAAACAGAGAUAAAGAGGAUUUGCAAAGGACAUACUCACAAGAUGAUCUCAGCAGACAGAUGGGUGUUUCGGGACAGAACAUUACUAAGAGCACCAGCAUCAGCGGGGAGAUGUACACGAUAGAGAAGAACGACGGCAGCCAGUCUGACACAGCGGUGGGCACUGUGGGCACAGGCGGCAAAAAGCGACGAUCCAGCAUUGGUGCAAAGAUGGUCGCCAUCGUGGGUCUUUCACGGAAAAGCAGAAGUACCUCACAGCUCAGCCAAACUGAAGCAGGUGGCAAAAAAUUAAAGAGCACAGUCCAGAGAAGCACAGAAACUGGGUUGGCCGUGGAGAUGAGGAACUGGAUGACUCGCCAAGCCAGCCGGGAAUCCACUGACGGCAGCAUGAACAGUUACAGCUCCGAGGGGAAUUUGAUCUUUCCUGGUGUGCGGUUGGCUGCAGACAGCCAGUUCAGUGAUUUUCUCGAUGGACUUGGUCCUGCACAGCUUGUUGGGCGUCAAACUCUGGCUGCUCCAGCAAUGGGUGAUAUUCAGGUUGGAAUGAUGGAUAAAAAGGGACAGUUGGAAGUAGAGAUAAUACGAGCUCGAGGCCUUGUUGUAAAACCAGGUUCAAAGACACUGCCAGCACCAUAUGUCAAGGUGUACUUAUUAGAAAAUGGAGUCUGUAUAGCCAAAAAGAAAACAAAGGUGGCCAGGAAAACAUUGGAACCUCUUUAUCAGCAGCUGUUGUCAUUUGAAGAGAGUCCCCAAGGAAAGGUUUUACAGAUUAUUGUGUGGGGUGAUUAUGGACGUAUGGAUCACAAAUCCUUUAUGGGAGUGGCACAGAUACUGUUAGACGAACUGGACCUGUCCAAUAUGGUGAUUGGCUGGUUCAAACUUUUUCCCCCUUCGUCCCUAGUAGAUCCAACGUUGGCCCCUCUGACCAGAAGGGCUUCCCAAUCAUCUCUUGAAAGUUCGACGGGACCUUCUUACGCGCGCUCAUAGCAGCUGUGAAACUGUUGUCAGAGCAACCAGCGUUACAAAAAAAAAAUCAACAGGUCGCAAACCCUGGUAACACUGCAUGCUUAAUGUUGUGUCUUUGGAGCCUGUUUCUAGGGCUAUAAAGCGAUUCUGUGUUCUCAGAGGAAGUUGCACACAUUGUGCUCUAAAGGAAGUCCUCAGGUGAAGGAGUGGAGCUGGAAAGAACUGAAUGGUCGGGAGUUCAGUGACACUCAACUUGUAGUCCAAUCUGAAGCCAUGGAUUAAACUAAAGAAUCAAGCUGUCUCAUGCAACAAGAAUCCCUUUCAAUGGCACAUCUGUUUUCUCGCUCCCUUUUUGUUCUCUGCCCCUUCCUGCCCGACCCCAACCCCAAGCCUGGUGAUGCCACAGAAACAUGGAGCUACCCAAACACUGUGCCACGAGUCAUCGGAAAGAUGGAAGCCAAGAGGGUUAAUUAAGGAAAGCCAGUGCAAUUGUGAACAGCAGAGGAAACUCGCCUUACCAGAAAGGUUGAAGACUUAUAGUGGCAGGCCUUGCAAUUUCAGCUCUCGCUAGAGUCGAACCCCAUGCGCGUGGACUCUGAAAAAACAAAAUUCUGUGGCUAUACUGUACUGUAUGAAAUUAAAGACACUUUUUUGCAUGGACACAGAUUAUGCUGAACACUUAAAAUUAUUUUCUUGGGGCUGCAACUUGCAAAAAAAGAAUAAAUCAGCCAUUUUCAACAAUUUAUAUUAUUUUUAAAAAUAAAUUUCACUAGUGCAUGGUUUUAAAAGGGAGAGAAUGCAACAGGGUGGUAAGACACACCAAGUUUAUCAUUCUUUAAACCAAUCAUGGUCUGUGUUUUGGCAGACAUACAAAUGAAAAAUUAAUGAUUUCUAGCAAAUAUUUAAAAAUUAUGUUUAUGUGACAAGAAAUAAGUGUAAUAUAUGAAAUUUAUUUAAAUGUAAAAGGUACAAGCCUUGUAAAGUUCAACAAUAUGUGCAAAUUGUACACUUCUUUCCCCUUCUUGUCUACCCCUCCUCCCUCCUUUUGCUCUCUCUCAUUCCCUUCCUACCUCCCAGGAUGAUCAUUAUACUCUGAAAACGCUACUUUUUGACUUAUUACUCUCAUGCUCCAUAUUUGGUUCAGGGUUGCAGGUUAUUCUGCAUUUCUGAAAUCUUUGAGAAAAAAAAUAUUGGUUAAGACCUUUUUCAAGCAUGUUGAAAAGUAUUUUGCAACAUGGCUUGGGAAGUACAUUACAAUAAUUCAGCAUGUAUUUGAUAAAAAAUUGAACUUUUUGCAGUUUAUUGUACAGUGCAUGGAAACUUCUUUUAUUUUUUUUUCCUCACCUUCAAUUAAAUUCUGCAGCAAAAUACUGGAAUCAUGUGGCCAUUUGUAAAACAUCUUCAAUAAAUUUGUUUUCAGCACCAGCAUCAUUCAUUCAAGGUUGAACUAUCGUUUCUGGAUGGUCUUGAAGAACUCACAAGAUGACAGUCUUGCUAACUAUCAGCAUCUUUAUCAUUUGCACUGAGCCAAACAAACUGCUACCCAUUUAGGGCCUCAAUAAAGAGCAAUUAAACCCAUUUUCAUAAACCAUGUGGUGGCAAAUCGGUGAAUAUAAAAAGCUGACAUCAAAAAGUCACAACCAGAGUUGCAGUCCUGCACCUACUUAAUUUUUAAUGGUACCAACAUGCCCUAAGAGAUUGCAGGAUUGCACCUUUGGAUUUUUUUUUAAAACGCCUUAAAAUACAUUCAGUUUAAUAAUUCUGACACCAUCACCAAGAGCCUAAAUGUAAAGGAGUAACAUUACGCCUGGCACCUGUACGCAGGUAUUUUAGAACUAUGGGAAGCUGGGGUGAAAAGGUGGAGUAUUCAAAGUCCAACUCUUUCGUGAUUUUAUAAUGAAAGGGAAUGUAACUUGUUUAAGUGCAUCAUUCUUCUUUUCUGUGUCUUUCGAUGCCUUUAAUUCGUACCUAUUGUUUAAUGUCAAAGCACUGCAAUAAUAUUUGAAUAAACAUAAUGUUUAAAUUAUGGCCAUGCACGCAAAUAUUCUGAUUUGGGGCAAAAGAUCUGUAACGUUACCUCCUCCCCUCCUGCCCAAAUAGAUUGACUCACAGAAGAGCAAAAGCCAGAACUGAAAAUCCUCCUGAUGCCUUUUAUUUGAUAGGGUGUAUGAAGCAAAAUAAUGAGCACAGUGCAUUAAUUUUGCCCAUGAGAGCAUUACUCAAACAGAUGGAGAGUGUGCAGCUAGAAUGCCUCAUGAAUUGCACCCAUACAACAAACCCAAACUCCAUUUGUGCACCAAUGGAAAGAAAUGUGCUUAUGGAGAUUCUCCUAUGUAGUAAAUAAUGGAGAUGUUAUCUCUGGUGGGAAUUCUGUAUCAAGGACCUUGCAUCCAUCAGAAAUUAGGGUGGAUGAGAGAGGCUUUUACAAACUUUAUAUACAGUAUAUACUAAGUGAAAGAAGAUUGGUAAGAUGUAUUUGAGUGAAAUAAUUUAUGUUGGUACAAACUGCGGAUGUAUACCAAAAUAAUGCAUUGUUCCCUAGGGAAAAACUUUUUUUUUUCAAAAAAAAUAUAUGACUCUUCCUCAUACUGUGACAUGCAGUCGAUGCAUUCUUUUAUGCAUAUUCCUAUAUAAAAUUAUUUGUAAUUCCUACAAGAAGGAUAUGACCGUAUGAAAAGUCUGUACAUACUUGGUCAUUAUACAGUAUUUAUUUUAAAAGUUGAUUGUAUUUUUUUUAAAUAACCACAUGUCUGCAACUCUGCUUAUAUUUUAGUCAUGUAAAUAGCAUUCUUCCAGUGACCACAGCUGUCUUGUACAUAGUCUGUUUUAAAAGUAAAGGGAAUCGAAGUUGGGGGAGAAAUGGACAGUUUAGGCCUGUUAAUGAACACCGACUAAUGUAAAUCCAAUUCAUUCUGGUGAUGGCAUUUAUUUAACACUUUAAAUAAAACAUUUUCUUUACAGAA